Molecule: messenger RNA, 366 nt
Organism: Amphimedon queenslandica
Lineage: Eukaryota; Metazoa; Porifera; Demospongiae; Haplosclerida; Niphatidae
Product: ankyrin repeat and SOCS box protein 3-like
Exons: 4
Coding region: 1-366 (121 amino acids)
Cellular component (GO): cytoplasm
Molecular function (GO): protein binding
Source: RefSeq, a predicted model, not a curated record
AUGAGUGUACUGGCCUAUUUUGUUUUGAAUAAUAGUGGUGAAACUCUACUACAUUGUGCUGGUGAAUCUGGUAAAGUUGAAAUGCUUCAGUUUUGGAUUAGGAGAGGAGAUUAUGAUGUGAAUGUUAAAAAUAAAAAGAAAAGAACUCCUUUGUUUAAUGCUGUUGAGAGCGGUAGUAUUGAAGCUGUUGAUAUUCUAUUAACUAAUGGAGCUAGUGCUGAUGUUGUGGAUACAAAUGAUGAUAGCACUCCAUUACACUGUGCUAGUGAAACUGGUAACAGUAAAAUUAUUAAAUUAUUAAUAACUAAAGGAAAGGCUGAUGUAAAUGCUGUGGAUGAGGUAAAAUUAUUAGUAAUUAUAUCAUAA